Molecule: messenger RNA, 347 nt
Organism: Maniola jurtina (meadow brown)
Lineage: Eukaryota; Metazoa; Arthropoda; Insecta; Lepidoptera; Nymphalidae
Gene: ox
Product: cytochrome b-c1 complex subunit 9
Exons: 2
Coding region: 85-261 (58 amino acids)
Biological process (GO): mitochondrial electron transport, ubiquinol to cytochrome c
Source: RefSeq, a predicted model, not a curated record
AUUGGUUAUUUUUGACAGCUGGUGUCUGGACGUCCGUGAGUUUGUUCAACAUUUUUAAUUUUCUCGAAGCGAAAAUAUUUAAAAAUGUCUUUGUGGGCGACAUUAAACCGCAACGUUUUUAAAAGAACAUCAACCUUUGCAUUAGCCGUAGCAGGCGGAACAUUCUUCUUCGAAAGAACCUUCGAAUUAAUUUCGGUUUCAUUAUUUGAGAGCAUAAACAAGGGUAAACUAUGGAAGGACAUCAAGGACAAGUAUGAAUGAAGAGAAAUAAAACAUCAGCACUUUAAUGGAAUAAUUUAUUAGCUUAAUUAAUAUUGUUAACAUGAUUAAAUUAUCUUAACAAGAAA